Pimephales promelas (fathead minnow) is the source of this 1120-nucleotide messenger RNA. Its product is annotated as transcription factor HES-5. The record is from RefSeq and is a predicted model, not a curated record. NCBI's taxonomy places the organism in Eukaryota, Metazoa, Chordata, Actinopteri, Cypriniformes, Leuciscidae. Gene Ontology annotation, molecular function: protein dimerization activity.
CACUGGCCUCGGAGUGUGGGAAAGCUAAUCCUGACUGGGACUCAUGGCUUUGUAAUGCUAAUGAGCUCCUAUAAAUAGAGGAGCACGGCCCUCAUUCCCAACACAACCAACUUGCUCUCCUCAGAGGAACAUCUCUCCAUCUGAAAGAAUGGCUCCAUCUUACACGAAUGACUACUCCAAACUUUCCAACAAGGAGAAACAUAAAUUAAGAAAACCCGCAGUGGAAAAGAUGCGCAGAGAUCGCAUCAACAGCUGCAUCGAGCAGCUCAAAUCCAUGCUGGAGAAGGAGUUCCAGCAGCAGGACCCCAACACCAAACUGGAGAAAGCCGAUAUCCUGGAGAUGACGGUGGUCUUCCUGAAACGGCAGCUGCAGAACAAGACUUCGGCUCCACAGAAAGCCCACUUUGACGGCUAUUCUCAGUGUUGGAGGGAAACCAUGAGCUUCCUAUCGGUCAACCCCAAGGCGGACGCUGUACGUCAACAUCUGAACCACUGCCAAGAAGCCCAGAGAUCAGCUAAAGACCUCAUCCACUCGUCUCCAGCUUCCCAUCAGCCCACCAAGGUGAAGCAGGAACCAUGUGCCCACAGACCGCUCUGGAGACCCUGGUAGAGACUCCAGGAUCAAAGACUUUCACAUCAAAACUAGAUGGUGGUUUUACCAUCUCUUAUAUUGUAGGAGAUAAACAUUUCCAUAUUUCUAGGUUCAUUUCUUUUGAAAGAAUGUCUUUUAUGGUACUUCACGCUGUGAAGUUUGUGGAAGGAAAUGGGUUUCACAUUUCCAUAUUUCUAUGUUCAUUGCAAAUAUCGCUUCAUAUUGAAGUUUCGAUUGUUUUACUCUUAAUAAGAGUUUCUUUAUUGCUAUUAUAUUAGCAUGACAUUCACCUUGAGUAUGUCUAAAGGCGUUCUUUCCCAAGUUCUAAUGUUGUUUGGCUUGCAAACAGUGAUAUUGCUCAGAAUCUGAGCUCUUUGUACGGUCCUGAUGGACGUUCAUUUUAAACAGCCUUUUGUGAAGGCUACAGAAAGACAAUAUUUGUUCUUGUGAUGGCACUCCGGUGCGUUGAAACAUUGUAGACACUGUGUGUCUAACAUUGCCUUUAAUAAAAGCAGUUAAUUACUAAAA